GAAAACUGUUACAAGUACUCUAUUGUUUCCGCGUUGCUUAUCUGUCUUUCCCUCGUAUUCUCUCUUUUUCUCUUCUCUCCAAAGCAAACCCUUAAAUCCCAUCUGUCUCUUUCCUUCCUCUCUCUCUCUCUCUCUCUCUCUCUUUCUCUCUCUAACCCCAUUUCCAAACUAAAACCAUCAAUUUUUGAUGCACCAUACCAGAGUGUUAGAGAGAGAAAGCUCAGCGGAAUUUUGGGGCACAUGCACGUUCUCCUGGUUACCAUAUAUUGGGUGGUAGAAAAGGUUCUCUAGACGAUUUGGUUUUGAGGAAGAAAGAAAAGAUGCGCAGGUGGCUUUGUUGUACCUGUCAAGCAGAAGAAGCAUACCCAUCACAUGAGAAUGAGCACCUGAGAAGCCCAAAGAACCAUACAGAAGGGAACAACCCUAUGAAGGGCUCAAAGGUUUCAGCCCCAGUCAGAGCUGAAGUACAGAAGGAAGCACCUCCAAUUGAUGUGCCUGCAUUGUCUUUAGAUGAAUUGAAAGAGAAGACUGACAAUUUUGGUUCAAAGGCAUUAAUAGGUGAAGGAUCAUACGGAAGAGUCUAUUAUGCUAACUUGGAUAAUGGGAAAGCUGUGGCGGUAAAAAAACUUGAUGUUGCAUCUGAGCAAGAGUCAAAUGUUGAAUUUUUAACUCAGGUUUCCAUGGUUUCAAGACUGAAGCAUGAACAUGUUGUUGAGUUGCUGGGUUACUGUGUGGAUGGAAAUAUUCGAGUGCUUACUUAUGAGUUUGCAACAAUGGGAUCUCUCCAUGACAUAUUACAUGGUAGAAAGGGAGUUCAAGGGGCUCAACCAGGUCCCACGCUUGACUGGAUGCAGCGUGUGAGAAUUGCAGUUGAUGCAGCAAGGGGGUUGGAAUACUUGCAUGAGAAAGUACAACCUCCUAUAAUACACAGAGAUAUCAGAUCAAGCAAUGUGCUUCUAUUUGAGGACUUCAAAGCAAAGAUUGCAGAUUUUAACCUUUCAAAUCAGGCUCCUGAUAUGGCUGCUCGCCUUCAUUCUACUCGUGUUUUGGGCACCUUUGGUUAUCAUGCUCCAGAGUAUGCAAUGACUGGGCAAUUGACACAGAAGAGUGAUGUUUAUAGCUUCGGAGUGGUUCUUCUGGAACUUUUGACUGGGAGGAAACCUGUUGAUCAUACGAUGCCACGAGGACAGCAGAGUCUCGUCACUUGGGCUACUCCAAGACUAAGUGAAGACAAAGUUAAGCAAUGCGUUGAUCCAAAGCUGAAGGGAGAGUAUCCUCCAAAAGGAGUGGCCAAGCUUGCAGCUGUGGCUGCAUUGUGUGUGCAAUAUGAAGCUGAGUUCAGGCCAAAUAUGAGCAUAGUUGUUAAGGCACUCCAACCGCUUUUGAAGGCCCCAGCUGCUGCUCCUCCUCCUCCUGCAGAGAGCUAAAGCAAACAAAAAACUUUACCAUUAGUUGGAAAAUCUACAGCAUGUGCAGAGUUUGCUUGCGGAUUCUUCUGAAUAUAAUUUUUUCUUUUUUCUUUUUUUUUUUUAUUAUUGUUAGUAACAUGGAAGUGGGAUUGGGAUGCGUAGGUUGGGCUGUUUUAACAUCACUGAUAUCUUUUGUGUUAAAUGCUGAUUCCUUUUUCUUCUUCUUUUCCAUUUUCAAGUCAUAAAUUAUGUCGGGAUUGGGUUGUUUACUACUAUUUGUUUGGUUUCAAUGGAUGCUUUGUUCUCACUGAAAUGUUUAUGAUAUUUAUUUAUACUGCUAUUCAUACCAUUAUGCUUAA
Molecule: messenger RNA, 1768 nt
Organism: Manihot esculenta (cassava)
Lineage: Eukaryota; Viridiplantae; Streptophyta; Magnoliopsida; Malpighiales; Euphorbiaceae
Product: PTI1-like tyrosine-protein kinase 1
Exons: 9
Coding region: 321-1427 (368 amino acids)
Biological process (GO): protein phosphorylation
Molecular function (GO): ATP binding; protein tyrosine kinase activity
Source: RefSeq, a predicted model, not a curated record